GGGGGCAUCAUCGCACAGGGGCCCUUUGGUCACAGGGUGUGGGGGCCGUCAACAUGUCAUGUACAUGGCGCUGGCGUCGGCUCCAGAGCACCUUGCGCGCCAAAGGACCGAGAUUUUUACGAAGGAGCUCCACGCGCGGGCGCCCUGCCGCCUUGGAGCGGAGCCCACCAGAACAGAGGAGGGCUCCGAGCGGGCAGGCUGCGGCUUCACCCGCCCUUUCGAGAAAGGCACGCUCUGGACGGCCACGGCGCCCCAGUGCACCGCGGGCCUGCCGCCGCCGGACGACCCGGCGGCGAGCCCCGCCGAGCACGCGCCCCGCGGUGCGCCCUGCUGCGCCGCGCAGUGAGGGGGGCGCGCGGGGGCUCGGCGGCCUGCGCGACGGCUCGCCGCGCCCGCCGCGGGCCCUGCGGAGGCCCUGCGGAGGCCCCCGCGGAGGCCAGUCUGCGGAGGCCACCCUGCGGAGGCUCGGCGCGCGUCGCCGCCAGCGGCCUGGGCGGGCCCCCAAGGGGCCGCGGGCCGGCCGCGGGCAGCAGAGGCACCCCGCGGAACAGGAGGCGGAACAGAAGGGAAGAGCGCCCGGGAGGACGCCGCGCGCGGCGCGGUGCCCCCCCGCGCCAGCGCGCGGGCGCCCUCCGCGCCAGGCCGCUGUCGUGCAGAAAGCAGCGCGCGCGGGGGGGGGGGGGGAAGGAGUGGCGCGAGGCGAGG
This is a messenger RNA of Prorocentrum cordatum, 705 nucleotides long. The record is from the annotation of a GenBank genome assembly. NCBI's taxonomy places the organism in Eukaryota, Dinophyceae, Prorocentrales, Prorocentraceae.